This is a messenger RNA of Rubroshorea leprosula, 1892 nucleotides long. NCBI's taxonomy places the organism in Eukaryota, Viridiplantae, Streptophyta, Magnoliopsida, Malvales, Dipterocarpaceae. The record is from the annotation of a GenBank genome assembly.
GAUGUCGCCUGAGCAAAGCCAGAGACGAGUGCGCGGGUGUAAUUUUUGCGGCGGCUGAGACGUGAGAGUGUCGACUUGCAGCUUUGCACCGUUUAAAGUGUCAGGACAGACAUUCAGCUAUGGCUAUGGCAUUGGCAGCACAAGUCUGUGAAUGGAUAAAAUUCCCUCCUGCCACACAAUCAAAAUUGCUUGAACUCAUAGGAAAGCUUAACCAAGAGAAUGUCAGCAAGUUGACAAUACUAGUGAUGGGGAAAGGUGGUGUUGGGAAAUCAUCAACUGUAAACUCAAUUAUAAGGGAAAAAGUAGUGGCUGUGAGUACUUUUCAGGUCCAAGACCUGUGAUGGCGUCAUGCACAAGGUCAGGAUUUACAUCGAAUGUCAUUGACACACCUGGGUUGGUAGAAGGAGGUUAUAUCAAUAACCAUGCACUUGAGAUUAUAAAAUGUUAUGUAGCAGCUAGAGGUGUAGAAGCUUCAAGCACUUGCAGAUUUUUAUUUUUAUUUUUAUUUCUUUCUGGCACUUGUUCGAGAAGUUAGCUUCAAUCCACUUUCAAUUCUCAUUUUUCUUUGGGGGAUGGAUUUUAACUGCAUGAGCAGUUUCCUUAUAAACAAGACCAUAGAUGUUCUAUUGUACAUCGACCGUCUGGAUGCAUAUUGAGUCAAUAAUUUGGAUAGGCUGGUUGUCAAAGCUAUUACGGAUAGCUUCGGUAAGGAAAUAUGGAAUAGAGCUUUAUUUGUCCACAGCCAUGCUCAGCUCUUCCCACCAGAUGGAUUGAACUGUGAUAUUUUCUUCUCCAAAAGAUCAGAAGCUGUUUUAGAAGUUAUUACUCAGGGUGCCCAGCUGAAGAAAGGUGAUCUGCAGGGAGUUGGUAUACCUGUUGUGUUGGUUGAAAACAGUGGAAGAUGCAAUAAGAAUGAAGGUGAUGAAAAGGUCUGCCAUUUGCAGUCAUGUUGCUGCUAGCUGUUAUCUUUUAGCAUACUUAAUGCCAUUGUUGUCAUUCGAGGGGUGCUAGUGAUACUCUUUCUGACACUCUCCUUACAGUUGGGCAAUGUGGCACAUAAAUUUCUAUGAUUGGUCAUAAUUGAAUUUUAAAUAUGUCAACUUUUAACUUCUACCACUAGUCACUAACCACAUGAAAUUUAUGUGACCCAUGUGCAAAUUAUUAGGAGAGUGUCCCUGCUAGUUGUCACUUUUGGCAUUGUUAUUACAAUAGUUUUUGACAACAGAUCCUUCCAAAUGGAGUUGCUUGGAUUCCAAAUUUAGUUAGCACCAUUACAGAAGUUGUGUUGAAUGGAAGCAAGGCUAUCCAUGUUAACAAGAAGAUGGUUGAAGGACCAAACCCCAAUGAGAAAGGAAAGAUCUUAAUUCCUUUAAUCGCACUACUUCAAUAUCCAUUCAUUGUAAAACUAAUGGUACCAGCAAUCAAGAAAGACGUUAAGAAUGAGAGCAGACUUUCAUUGGUUGAGGGGUUCUAGUGUUGAGUGGAAGGACACUGCAGCUGAGAGGAAGAGUGCUUCUUCUCAGCAGAGGAAAGCUGGUGCUGCUGGUCGAAAGAAACAAUUUGGCUAUGGAACUUGAUCUUGGAUGAAACUUAACAGUUUAAUAUGCAGUUUUUACACAUAAAUCACCUAUGUAUCCCGUUCUUCUAUUGGCAACGACAGCCUCAGUUAAGAUUAUGCGAUAAUAAUAUCCGACGGAUGGCUGACUGUUGGGACUAGAGAGAGUUAUGUUUUGUAUUCUGAGAUGAAACUUGAAGUUGGUUUUAGACUUGAUUUUUGCUAGUUACAUUUCUGUGUAUUGCAUGUCCUUUUAUCAGGUAAAUUUGUCAAUAUUUUUAGCUGAAUCUCGGCUGCUGCUGGUAUAAGUGGCUGCUAAUCAAAAUAAUAUUGAAGA